AUGUUCAAGUUACUCGGACUAACGCUGUUGUUGACGGCGACGGUGCUGGCACGUCCAGAGCCGCCAGUGAACUCCUACUUGCCUCCCUCGCCCUCCGACAGCUAUGGCGCACCGGGUCAGGGUCAGGGGCAAGGACAGGGACAGGGCGGCUUUGGCGGUAAACCUUCAGAUCAAUAUGGUGCUCCUGGAAACGGUCGUCCCUCGAGUAGCUACGGUGCUCCUGGUCAGGGACAAGGUCAGGGCGGAUUUGGCGGCAAGCCCUCGGAUCAAUAUGGUGCUCCUGGCAAUGGCAAUGGCAACGGUCGUCCAUCGAGCAGCUAUGGAGCUCCUGGCCAAGGACAAGGCGGCAAGCCCUCGGAUCAAUAUGGUGCUCCUGGCAAUGGCAAUGGCAACGGACGUCCAUCGAGCAGCUAUGGAGCUCCUGGCCAAGGACAAGGCGGCAAGCCCUCGAAUCAAUAUGGUGCUCCUGGUAAUGGCAAUGGCAACGGUCGCCCCUCGAGCAGCUACGGUGCUCCCGGUCAGGGACAAGGACAGGGUGGAUUCGGUGGCAAGCCUUCGGAUCAAUACGGCGCACCUGGCCGUGGCAAUGGAAAUGGCAAUGGUCGCCCCUCGAGUAGUUACGGAGCUCCUGGACAGGGACAGGGACAGGGACAAGGCGGCUUUGGUGGCAAACCCUCCGAUCAAUAUGGUGCUCCUGGCAAGCCUUCCGAUCAAUAUGGUGCUCCUGGUAGUGGCAAAGGUAAUGGUGCUCCUUCAUCCAGCUACGGUGCUCCCGGUCAGGGACAAGGGCAGGGCGGAUUUGGUGGCAAGCCCUCCGAUCAGUAUGGUGCUCCUGGCAAGCCUUCCGAUCAGUAUGGUGCUCCUGGCAAUGGCAAUGGUCGACCAUCGAGUAGCUACGGUGCUCCCGGUCAGGGACAAGGACAGGGUGGAUUCGGUGGCAAGCCCUCGGACUCGUAUGGUCCUCCGGCCUCUGGAGCUGGUGCUGGUGGCGGUGCUGGUGGUGCCGGUGGUGGUGCUGACUAUGACAACGAUGAACCCGCUAAGUACGAAUUUAAUUACCAAGUUGAAGACGCUCCAAGUGGGCUCUCAUUUGGGCAUUCAGAGAUGCGCGACGGUGACUUCACCACCGGCCAGUACAAUGUUCUGUUGCCCGAUGGAAGGAAGCAAAUCGUUGAGUACGAGGCCGAUCAGCAGGGAUACCGUCCACAGAUCCGUUACGAGGGCGAUGCCAAUGGCAACGGUGGAGCUGGCGGUCCAGGUGGUCAGGAUUUGGGUCAAGGCGGUUACUCCAGUGGUCGUCCAGGUGGUCAGGAUUUGGGUCAAGGCGGUUACUCCAGUGGUCGUCCAGGUGGUCAGGAAUUGGGUCAAAAUGGUUACUCUGGCGGUCGUCCCGGUGGUCAGGAUUUGGGUCAAAAUGGUUACUCUGGUGGUCGUCCCGGUGGUCAAGAUCUGGGACAAAAUGGUUACUCUGGCGGUCGUCCCGGUGGUCAGGAUCUGGGACAAAAUGGUUACUCUGGCGGUCGUCCCGGUGGUCAGGAUCUAGGCCAAAAUGGUUACUCAGGCGGUCGUCCCGGUGGUCAGGAUUUGGGACAGAAUGGCUACUCCGGCGGUCGUCCUGGCGGCAACGGUGGCUCCGAUGGUGGCCGCGUGAUCAUCGGCGGACGUGUCAUUGGCCAGGACAAUGGUGAUGGUCAGGGUUACUCAAAUGGACGUCCUGAUGGGCAAGAUGGCGGUUUCGGACAGGACAACACCGACGGUCGUGGUUACUCCAGCGGCAAGCCCGGACAGGGACGCAACGGAUUCGGACCAGGUGGACAGAAUGGCGACAACGAUGGCAGCGGCUACAGAUAUUAAAUAUGGCAAACUGACUCCGAGACACAAACUAGCUAGCAUUCGAGAUGAAAUAUUGGAAGAAGUAGAUCAAUACCUAGAACUUAAGACUCUUUAGAACUAUGAACUAGUUACCAUUACCAUUACCAUUACCAAUACCAUUACCAUUAUUGGUCUAUCAUCCUGACUAUAUACUCUAUACACAUCUCACGCUAUCUCAUCCCAUCUUCCGUUCACAAACAUUUCAUAACUCCAACUUCAAUCCCAUUUUAGCAUAAGUUGAACUUGUUGUAGAUGCAAAUCAGAAAAAAAUAUUCUGCUCACAAGUGGCAAAGAACCCAAAAAAAAUAUACAAAUCAAGAUUUGUUAAACUUAAGAAUUGCUUGUCCAUAAGUAUGUGAAGUAAUAAAGACAUAUUUUUUUAAA
Drosophila innubila is the source of this 2256-nucleotide messenger RNA. It is a transcript of the gene resilin, whose product is annotated as pro-resilin. Lineage: Eukaryota; Metazoa; Arthropoda; Insecta; Diptera; Drosophilidae. Gene Ontology annotation, cellular component: RNA polymerase II transcription regulator complex; extracellular matrix. Gene Ontology annotation, molecular function: transcription coactivator activity. The coding region runs from base 1 to 1854 and encodes 617 amino acids. The transcript has 3 exons. The record is from RefSeq and is a predicted model, not a curated record. Gene Ontology annotation, biological process: positive regulation of transcription by RNA polymerase II.